CGGAGGCGGCGUUGCCGGGCUCUCCGGAAGAAGACGUGGCGGCGGUUGGGUCCCAGGCUCCCAGGACGCUUUGUAGUCCCGCCGCCUCCUCCUCCACCUCCUCCUCCUCCUCCUCUUCUCUUUGGGCAGAGGAGGUUGUGGUGGCGGCUGGAGAAAGCGGCGGCGGAGGAUGGAGGAAGGAGGCGGCGGCGUGCGGAGUCUGGUCCCGGGAGGGCCAGUGUUACUGGUCCUCUGCGGCCUCCUGGAGGCGUCCGGCGGCGGCCGAGCGCUUCCCCAGCUCAGCGAUGAUAUCCCUUUCCGAGUCAACUGGCCCGGCACCGAGUUCUCUCUGCCCACAACUGGAGUUUUGUAUAAAGAAGAUAAUUAUGUCAUCAUGACAACUGCACAUAAAGAAAAAUAUAAAUGCAUACUUCCCCUUGUGACAAGUGGGGAUGAGGAAGAAGAAAAGGAUUAUAAAGGCCCUAAUCCGAGAGAGCUGUUGGAACCACUAUUUAAACAAAGCAGUUGUUCCUACAGAAUUGAGUCUUAUUGGACUUAUGAAGUAUGUCAUGGAAAACACAUUCGACAGUACCAUGAAGAGAAAGAAACUGGCCAGAAAAUAAAUAUUCAUGAGUACUACCUUGGGAAUAUGUUGGCUAAGAACCUUCUAUCUGAAAAAGAACAAGAAGGAGAAGAAAAAGAAAAAUCUAAUGAGAUUCCCACUAAAAAUAUCGAAGGUCAGAUGACACCCUACUAUCCUGUGGGAAUGGGAAAUGGUACACCUUGUAGUUUGAAACAGAACCGGCCCAGAUCAAGUACUGUGAUGUACAUAUGUCAUCCUGAAUCUAAGCAUGAAAUUCUUUCAGUAGCUGAAGUUACAACUUGUGAAUAUGAAGUUGUCAUUUUGACACCACUCUUGUGCAAUCAUCCUAAAUAUAGGUUCAGAGCAUCCCCUGUGAAUGACAUAUUUUGCCAAUCACUGCCAGGAUCUCCAUUUAAACCCCUCACUCUGAGACAGUUGGAGCAGCAGGAAGAAAUACUAAGGGUGCCUUUUAGGAGAAGUAAAGAGGAAGAGCUGCAGUCAACUAAAGAAGAGAGAUUUCCAGCAAUCCACAAACCUAUUGCUAUUGGCUCUCAGCCAGUGCUCACAGUUGGAACAACCCACAUAUCCAAACUGACUGAUGACCAACUCAUAAAAGAGUUCCUAAGUGGUUCUUACUGCUUUCAUGGGGGUGUUGGUUGGUGGAAAUAUGAAUUCUGCUAUGGCAAACAUGUGCAUCAAUACCAUGAGGACAAGGAUAGUGGGAAAACCUCAGUGGUUGUGGGGACAUGGAACCAAGAAGAGCAUAUUGAAUGGGCUAAGAAGAAUACUGCUAGAGCCUAUCAUCUUCAGGACGAUGGUACCCAAACAGUCAGGAUGGUGUCACAUUUUUAUGGGAAUGGAGAUGUUUGUGAUAUAACUGACAAACCAAGACAGGUGACUGUAAAACUAAAGUGUAAAGAAUCAGAUUCUCCUCAUGCUGUUACUGUGUAUAUGCUAGAACCUCACUCCUGUCAGUAUAUUCUUGGGGUUGAAUCUCCAGUGAUCUGUAAAAUAUUAGAUACAGCAGAUGAAAAUGGACUUCUUUCUCUCCCCAACUGAAGGACAUUAAAGCUGAAGGAAAAAAAGAUCAUUGAAAGUCAUGAUUUCUUUCUGACCAUGUGUCUCAUUAUAGCGUUCUCAGCCAUUGAACCUCAUCUAAAGGAUCAUAUAAAAGGACUCUAAACCACUUUGUGAAUAUGUAUGUGUAUAUAAGAGGUUAUUGAUAAACUUCUAAGGCAGA
Sciurus carolinensis (gray squirrel) is the source of this 1802-nucleotide messenger RNA. It is a transcript of the gene Erlec1, whose product is annotated as endoplasmic reticulum lectin 1. Bases 170 to 1621 code for a protein of 483 amino acids. Gene Ontology annotation, biological process: endoplasmic reticulum unfolded protein response; retrograde protein transport, ER to cytosol. The record is from RefSeq and is a predicted model, not a curated record. The transcript is spliced from 14 exons. Gene Ontology annotation, cellular component: endoplasmic reticulum lumen. NCBI's taxonomy places the organism in Eukaryota, Metazoa, Chordata, Mammalia, Rodentia, Sciuridae.